Messenger RNA from Naegleria gruberi, 1599 nucleotides. RefSeq lists its product as uncharacterized. NCBI's taxonomy places the organism in Eukaryota, Heterolobosea, Eutetramitea, Acrasida, Naegleriidae. Bases 1 to 1599 code for a protein of 532 amino acids. The transcript is spliced from 2 exons. The record is from RefSeq and is a predicted model, not a curated record.
AUGUCCAUUGAAUUACACCUCGUGGGUAGUCAUUCGGGGGUUGGUGGAACAGCCUUGGACUCAUCGAAUGCUGUUGAUGCUCGUUACUCAAGGAUGAGUCAGGAGGAUGAUUCCUCAUCGAGUAUUUCACAUCGUCAGCAGCACCAUCAUCAUCAUCAAGAGAAUAAGAGGAGAGGAAAGUUGCAAACUUUUAUAGUGGGAGUGAGACAAUGUAAUCCAUUUGCAAUGUUUGUGGCCCUUGCAUUGCUGUUCAUAUUGAUGGGAGCUAUUGCUUUCUUAACGUUGAUUUUGUGCAUCUUGUUGAUUGAUUCAUCACCUGAACCAAUUGUUAUUCUUGUAUCCAUAGACGCCUUCAGAUAUGACUUUGUGGAUAAAUUUGCAAAAUACAUGCCUGCCUUGUCCUCGCUCCGAAAGCAGGGAGUGACCGUUGGUAGAAUGCAACCUUGCUUUCCAACAAAGACCUUCCCUAAUCAUUACAGUAUUGCAACAGGUCAAUAUGUGGAAAAUCAUGGACUUGUUUCAAAUAGCUUCUAUGAUAGAAAUGCUCCAUUUGCUAACAAAUUGUUCAAACAAACAUUGACUGAUCCUUACUGGUGGUCUCAGGGAGAACCUAUUUGGAUCACUGCAGAAAAACAAAAUGUUUCAACUGCUACCUAUGAUUAUCCAGGAGGUAACGUGAAAAUUCAAGGAAUUUAUCCAUCAUUUUACGAACCUGUCUAUAUUAAGGAAAGUGGAUUUGAGAGACGUCUUGGAAAAAUUGAACAAUAUUUGAAAAUGAAGAGGGAUAAGGUCCCUGGAGCUCCAUCUCUCAUCAUGUACUAUGUGAGUUGGGUUGAUUCUGCUGCUCAUUACUACGGUGUCCCAGACACUGAUGAUAGCACCACUAAUGAUAGUGCUGUAUUUUAUAAUGCUCUCAAAACUACUGAUGGUUUCAUUGAUGGAAUUAUGAAAAAGAUUGAUGAACUUGGAAUGAAAUCGAGAGUUAAUUUCCUUAUAGUUUCAGAUCAUGGAAUGCUUAAUUUGAGCGCGGAUAGAAUUGUUUGGAUUAGAACCAUGUUGGAAAAAUAUUACAAUGAAACCCAACCAACCAAUCGAGUUGAUUUCAAAUCAGUAGUGACCAGUAAUACAGUUGGAACAUUGGUAGAUAUGAAUGUACUCGUCAAUAGUACUGAUGCAGUAUUGAAAAGGAAUACCAUUAAUCAACUCUAUACUGAUCUUCAAGAAACUGUCAAGAGAUAUUCUUUGAAUUGUACCAUUUACAAACGAGAUGAAAUUCCAGCCCAAUAUCAUUAUAAUAAGAAUGAAAGAAUUCCUGAUAUUUUACUCAUAUCAGACCCUGGAUAUUAUAGUGGAUUGGAUUCUUCAGCUUGGUGGAAUGAAAGAGGUGAUCAUGGCUAUAGAAAUGAUAUCGAUGAAAUGUAUGCCUUCUUUACUGGAAUUGGACCUAAAUUGAAGAGAGGAGGUGUGAAAGCAUAUGAAAUGAUACAAAAUAUUCAUAUUCACUCCUUAAUUGCCGAAUUACUCAAAAUUAAACCAUCCACUAUAACAGAUGGUAAUAUUGAAAAUAUUAAGAAUGUUCUUUCCUAUCAGAAAAAGUAA